GGUAUCGAAACGUCGGAAGCCCUCUUGGCCACACCAAAUAUGAUACUGUUGCUUUGCGCUCGUAUGAAGGUGCACCCUAGUGGCAGUAGCUGUUACGACUGUGGUAUCUGUGUGCCGGCCCGUGACGAAGUGCGAUGCAGAGGAUGAAUGGGCAAUGGGACCUGAGGACGCUUGGCGCUUCCAUUUCACACUCAUCCUUAAAGGUGCUCCCAUCACCGUACGCAUAGACACACACACACACAUACAUCCCACUAUGACCGACAUCAAGGACCUCAGCACUCUAAGACCGGCCAGUAGGGUGCUCAGGGAAAGGCGUGAAAGCACGCCGCCCGUCGGCGCCGAGACUGCUACUCCCGGCACGGGCACGGUGAAGCGUGGGCGAGGACGGCCGCGCGGGUCAGGACGAGGAGGGUUAGCACAAGGAGACACAGAGUCAGGUCCAGGGAGAGGACGGGGACGCGGACGGCCACGGGGAAGACCACGGGGAAGACCACCGCAGCGUCCCAGUACCAUAAGACUGGUGUUCAAGACGCGGGAACAGGAAGAACAGGAACGAGAGGCAAAGGAGCCUACGCCCGAGGAGAGAGUCAAGGGCGAGGGAGAGGAAGAGGCGGCGCAGGAGGAGGCCGUGGAGGAAAAGGAAGAGGAAUUAGAAUUGGAGAAGAACGAGGAGAAGCUGGUGCAAGAGGACGAGAGUAAGAAGGAGUGGGAACAAGAGCCGGAGCAGAUGGAGGUGGAGAAGGAAAACCUAGAGGAUAACGUCGACGACGAAAACGGGGAGAAUAACGUCGAGAAAAGCUUGGGGGAAUCCAUAAACCAGGAAGAGCAGGAGGCGGUAGAGGCACCACCACCACCACCGCCCGAGUACAACAGCGAAGUAGCCUCUCCCGAACCUGAGCCUGAAUUCGGAGCCGAACCUGAACCGCAGGCAGAGCCAGAGCCGGAAUCGGAACCGAAAUGGUUCGCGAAUUUGGUGCGGCCAUCACCAUCUCCGUAUUUUGGCCUAAACCUUGACCACGAUGAUGUGAAGGACAGCGCGUUCCUCACGACGUUGAAGACGCUGGUUUUCAUGAACAAUGUACCAAGUUUGCCGGAGGAGUGUGCUGAGGUCGUGCGAACGCAAAUGGCGUUCCUGUUCAUGGGCAUGGCCCCAAGCGUUGAGAAUCUGGACGGUCAGAAAGGUGUCGAUGAUGGUACACAAGCCCAGCUUCAAAGCGAGAUCGAGCAAAGCAUCGCUUCGCACAUUGCGCGACGAAAAGCAUUCCGCUGUCGCCCAUUACUGAAGCAACGACCGUUGUUCCGCCCAAACUCGACAACCGUAGUACCCGGGAAGUCGCUCUACUAUAUCGACGCUCCAGGCAUCCCCGUCGGGCAUAGGACCUACGAGCGCGUUGCACCCGCGCCAGACCCGCCCGACAACGAGGUCGAAAUGGCGUUCGACUCCUUCCCCGGUUCGCCGGCGAUCUCAAAUCCACUUGAGAUGAUGGACAUCUCACCAACCAGCACUCCCGACGCGUCCCGCAAACGCAAAAGAGCCGGUGCGGCCUCAACGUCCUCGGUAUCCCCAUUAACCUCCGAAUUGGAAUCUAUCGCCACCUCUACUCCGGACGAGUCGCCCGCGCGGUUACAGCUUAAGCUUUUGAGCGAAAGCCAGAGUCCGAUGCGGAAGCUUGAGCGAGUGAGCGAGACGCCAGACCCCGAAGGGAGGCGAAAAAGUGGGAGGGUUAGGCGCCGCGUUCAUUACGGAUAUGGAUAUUGAACUAGGUAUAGAGCAUGUAGCGAGAUCGUUCUUGUGUAUCUAGCGGCGAGAGAGUUUCUGAUGGAAUUUACUGCAUCGAGCGGCGUAGGAACCGGUGAAAUGACCGUUUCUUUCUUGUACAUACUUACGCUUUGCGUAUGGCA
Fimicolochytrium jonesii is the source of this 1902-nucleotide messenger RNA. RefSeq lists its product as uncharacterized. NCBI's taxonomy places the organism in Eukaryota, Fungi, Chytridiomycota, Chytridiomycetes, Spizellomycetales, Powellomycetaceae. The record is from RefSeq and is a predicted model, not a curated record. The coding region runs from base 155 to 1759 and encodes 534 amino acids. The transcript is spliced from 2 exons.